Molecule: messenger RNA, 10409 nt
Organism: Sitodiplosis mosellana (orange wheat blossom midge)
Lineage: Eukaryota; Metazoa; Arthropoda; Insecta; Diptera; Cecidomyiidae
Gene: Mnt
Exons: 12
Coding region: 6700-9894 (1064 amino acids)
Biological process (GO): regulation of transcription by RNA polymerase II
Molecular function (GO): protein dimerization activity; DNA-binding transcription factor activity, RNA polymerase II-specific; RNA polymerase II cis-regulatory region sequence-specific DNA binding
Source: RefSeq, a predicted model, not a curated record
UACGCAAACAUAGUAUGGAAAACCUCUGGCGAACAUAGCACGUAUAGUCAUCAGAUAGAGGCCGAGCUGUUAGCAACACAUAUAUUUUAAUCUAUCACAAAAAUCCACUUUUUUUUUCUUUUUUUUAAAUAAUAAUUACAAUUCAAUCAAGUUUCUCUGUUUAAAUAUUUAAGUGUAUGUUUAAAUUAAGCCAAGCUAUAAAAAAAACACGAACACUCUGUCCGCUGUUUUCAUUUUGUUCCCUAAAAGAAGAAAAAGAAAAUCACAAAGAAAAAAGUUUAUGGGAAAAAAAAUCGCCGUUUAAAUUUUAAAUCGUCCAGUGUUUUGUAUUAGUGUUAAUUCGAAUGCAUCAAUAGUAAAGUUUGGCACGAUAAAGUCGGCACGAGACCGCGUCCAGGAGCCCCGAAGAGAAUACAAACGCAAAUUAUCACCGAUAUUUUGCGCAUUUCGUCACAAUUCUUUCGAAUGAGCGGUGUUUUUCAACAAUUGCCAGUACAGCCGAACAAACAGCAAAAUCACAGCAGCAACGCAACACAUUGACAUCCUGCCGAAGCAGCCGAAAAUAAAUCAGCAGAAUCGCUAGUUAUGUCGUCAGCGUUAGCAACGCUUCUGGAAGCGGCUCGAUUCAUUGAGCUACAGGAACAACGUGAACGUUUAACGUCAACGUCUUCAACAGCCUCAUCGCUUUCAACGUCUCCGCACAGCAAUAGUCGGUACCAAUUCCAAACAAAUUUUGCAAGCCAUCAAUCGUUGGUUACAACGCCACCAGCAUCACCGCUUUCUGAUAUCCCAAGAAGUCAUAUCGACUACAUCAGCUCCAAUGGCACAACCAUUACACGGAAUGGUAAGUGUUAGUCAUUUGUUUUCUUUCUCUGUUGUCAUCGCAGUUUUCUUUUGACCAAAUCGUUUCCCCGUUGGGAAUGGAUUUUAGGCCAAAGCAAAAAUACAUUGCAUAUUCGAACAAAGUGCUUUGCUAUGUGUGGUCUAAAAUUGCCAAAAGUCGGCAUGACAAAAAAAAAUGGGUGCGUUUAACACACCAUCAUGUUGACACCUCAAUGUCAUAUCGUUUGCAUUUAGUUAUAUGUUUCAUGUGAAUCCAAUGCCGAUACUACAAUAAUUACGAUUCAUCGUCCGAAUCGGUAUAUCUUCAUAAUAUCAUACACCACUCAAAUUCAGAGAUACUAGCUAAAUGCACGCUUAUGUUCACAAUUUGUUGUCAUACGCGUGGAAUGGCUCUAACAUUUUCAUUUUUGUUUUAUUCUAUUGCAAAAUUCAGUCUUAUCACAUUAUAUAAAUUCAGUGCUCUCAUCUUUAUCUUUCGGUUGUUCAACAUUGAUCCAAUAUAUAUAUCUUGGAUUACGAAAGAAACAAAAUCGUCAUCAAUAUUCUGGUCGUCGACGGAAUUUAUUGAUUUAGUAAAUAAUCGGAAUCCAUUUGCGGGCGAAAUGAGUUUGGUUUUAGAUCAAGAAUAGCGACCCUUCAAGACAUCGAGCAAAUAAAAUAAUCGAGACCAAAGAAAAGAAAAGAAAAUAUUAUAUUUCAAUAUUAAACGCGAUAUCAUGCGAAUCAACGAACGAACCGAACCAAUGAAUAAAGGAAGGAAAACGUAUUGAAGCCCAUUUGAUUCGAAUGAAGAGGGAAAAAAAAUAAAAUCUCGAAUUUCUUGUUUGUACGUGUUUCUCAUGUGCACGGUUCUGCCAAGUCGAUUCCACACACUCGACUUGAUUCAGCACCAAUUCAACAAUAACAGCGGCAACAACAGCGGCAACAACAACAAAAAUUGAAUAGCCGCAGUAUACUCGACGUGGGUAUUUAUUACAUAAAAGCAGUGUAAAUGCAAAAUAAGGAACAAAAGACGCAAAUCGUCAACGAGAAGAGAGAAAAAAAACAAGUGUCUUCUAUUUAUAAACUCUUACAAGACAAGUAUAUGUGCAUUGUGUGACACAUACUAAUACAACCACUCUGAUUCGUCUCAAACAGGAGCAUUGGAUUUCUGCAGUUGUUGACUCUUCGUUUGAUUUCUUGUUCGUUGUCGUCGUUGUUAUUUUCCGUGCUAUGAGAAAUACACACAAUUGCAUAGGCAAUCUUCUUAAAUGCCCUUUAAACAAAAUCUCGUGCACACACACAUACACACACACACAUGCAUUAGUAUAUAUGCACAACGUGUGGAUCUCUUUGCGUUUUUUUUUUCGUGCCAUAACGUAUUUCUCUGUACUUGAAAAUCUAAGCGAGUCUGACACGCAAUCAUGUGUCUGUCUUAUAUGCAACUCGUAUUGGGUUUGUCGGUGUAUUGGUGAACGCAUUGCUCGCGUCAAACCACCAACGCAUCUUCAUCGUUCUCUCUUUUCACUGUAACGUGCUAAUCGCAUUGCAGACGAACGGCAAUCGAACAACCGUCCAGAACCACAUGAUACACACACUCAACACUGUUGUUUUUUUUUUGCGCAUGUGUUGUAAGCAUGAGUCAAUGCGGCCACCGCUAUUCGUCUCACUCGCACCCGCCCCGACGUACACCAACACCAACGCACCGAAAUGAAUCAUGCAGACAACCGGUCACGUAAACAAUACAGCCGUGCUAUGCAUACGGUUUUAUAUGCAAAUAACGUGAUGCGAAGCGUCGGUGUUGUCACACGAAUCGAUCGCCACAUUCGGCAACACCAUGUGACUGAAACGAAAGAAAAUCGCUUGUGGCAAUCGAAUCAAAUCAGUCGAUCUCACUCUCUUCACUCGGUCGGAUUCGAUGACGGUCGUGUAUUUGUUGGAAUCGAACAAAUAUUCCUCUUUCACAAUUUCCAUCGUACACGGUGCUGUAUUUGGUAUUGGUGCGUCUCUUAUAUACUCAUUCUGUUUUGUGUUUUCGUUCACAUGUUACGGAUCUCGCUCUUUCGCAGAGUCACGCUGUUUGUCUCACUUCUUAUGGCGCACGCUAUUCAUCUCGCUUCUUUUGUGUGUGUUGUGGCUUUCUCUCUUCCGCGCCUAGUGCCAGUAUAUAAGCACAAGCGCGCACGAUGAAUACAAUCAACCGUACGCACAUGUACAAUGUGCUGUUUGUAUAUAUACAUGUAUUUGUAUAUACACAUCUUUUUUUAGCCACGUGUUGGCUUGCGCAGUUGCCACAUUUUUAUGCGAUGAGCAUGUAGUCGACCGACGACGAUGUCAUACGAUUCAUCGUUGUAAACGUAGCGCUCGUUCGAUGCGAUCACCUCAGAUUACAUGAGUUUCGUGUUACUUCUUUCUUAUUUACUCAAUCUUCUACACAUUACAUUCUACGUAGUAUGAACGCGCAGCGGGCACACACACACACACACGGGCAAGCAAACAAACAAACACAUUUCAAUGCGCGUUUUAUGUACUUUCUCGUUUUGCGUCGUUUUGUGCACUGAUUCUUUCUCAUGUUAUACGUUAUAAUUCUCUCGCUUCAUUUUAUGUUCAUGCUUAUCAUGUCAAUGAACUAGAGUUCGCUGUAAAAUCAAAAUUUUGCACAAAUCAGCAUACAACUUCAUAAUCAUUGUGACUUCGACAUGAACAGCAAUUGAAAUAAUUUACACAUGACACAGAAAUAAAAAAGCCCUCACACAGAGAGCGAAGGGAAAAAAACACACGACACGAACGAAAUAUAUGACGUUUACUUAAAUUUCAUCGUGCAGUCGAUGCGAAUUUUGCGAAAAUUGCAAAACCAACGCAGAAACCGGAAUAUUUCGUAGAAUAUACGACACACGAAAAAAAACCCUACUGCUCAGUUUGAAACGGAUAUUUCGUAAAAAAAAACGACAGCGACAACGAUGACGACGACGAUGAAGAAAAACAUCAUGAACAGUUUCCAAUGAGAGUGCCAUCUCUCAAGUGUAUAUGAUUCCAUUUGGAUUUAUUUUUUUAUGGAAAAAGACACUUUUCUUAACGACUUUAAGUCUCGGAAGAGAUUUUUAUCGCAAAAACCAAUCACGGAAGCAAACUGCUUCUGGUAGCUCAAGAGAGAAAUUAUAUAUAUACUCACAACGAUUUGGUGACAUUUUUUUUUUAUCGAACAUCUUGCUUUAAUUCAAUCAUUCGGUUCGAAUUUCAUUGAAAAAUGUAAAAUUUUUGCAAAAUAUUCGAAAUUCUUUGACGUUUUUGGUUAUAUUCUAACUUGCAAUACAAUUCCUACAAGGAAAUGUCGAAUAUUUCUCAUUUUCCCGUUGAGGUUGUUUGCUGUUAGCAAUUGGAGUGAAUUGAACCUUUGCUUUCUCUGCCAAAAGUGUGCAACCUUUGUACCUAGCUUUGUACAUCGUCAGGUUCGAUAUUCUACAUAUAGAAAUUCUUAAAAAUAUUCUUUGAAUAAAUAAAUGUAUUUGAAGACUUUCAAUGAAAAUUACUUUUUUUUACCUGCCACCGAAUGCUUUUGAUUAGAUUUUGAACCAUAGUUCAUAGUCGUCAACACAAAAAGUGGUUGAACGAUGCCUAACAUAACAGUUCCAAUGAAUCAGUUGAUUGAAUGAGGAUGUUGAGAAUUCAAUAGCUAAGAAUGAACUCUUGGCAGGAAGCAAUACAUUUUCCUCGUGUAUUGAAUCCCAAGAUUUCCAUGGGAACGAUAGUUGACGAAAGAAGUUUAAAGCAAUCGAAAUAUAUAAAACAAAAAUCUCCAAUUAGGAGAUAUUAUUCAAAUCCGUGGAUGGAACGAAUCGAUAUAUGCAUGUAUAUGAUUAUGUGUCUAGCGAUAUACGUGAUAUUGGCUAGAGACCACAAAAAUCAAUUGGACCACUCACAUUUUACAGCCAUUGUUGCCGUACCAAUAUAUCGAUUCGAUUGGAGAAUUGUUGCACAUGUUUGGUGUUCAUCGUCUGGGUCAGCAUAACUACUGCAAUGCACGUGACCGCGUGCAGUGUGGUGUCUUGAAUAAUGCAUCAACCGUGCAAUUGUGCUCACUCCAAUUCAAAAGUCCAAAUAUUGCCAAAUUACGAUAUUUUUCGAUGUAAUAAAUGCAACUUUCGGCAAACCGAUCGAUUACACUGGAAUUGUCAACAACAACAGCGCUGAAUGAAAUGAAAUGUCAAAAUUACUGAAAUUUGCUGCCAAUUUUUUUUCUUCACAAUACACAGUGCUGCUUCAAUACUCGAAACAUCAAAAAUUUGCUCAACAUGUCAUGAAAAAGGUGGUUUUUGAAAAACCACAAACCACGUGUAUAUUUUGAUGCUAAUUCAUUUGUUUUAUUGAGGUGAUCAGCAAUUUAUUUCCUUUCAUGUGUCGCAUGAAAGUGUCAAACACAUGCAACACGAUUUUCAGAGGUCAUUAAUUCGAAACGUAAAUUCAAUUGGAAUUGAGUUGGAACCAUUGGCGCGUUGCUUGACCGAAACCUAAAUUUACGCAACAUAUUGCGCGAAAAAAAUACUAUAAACUCGAAGUGCUUGAAAGUUCGAGUGUGGCCAUAAAAAGCUUUUUUGGGGUGUUCGUAGAAACCCUCUUCGUUGAAGCAGUUCAAGGAGUGUUUAAGUCGUCCAUUAUUCAUUAAUUGGAAAGGUCACGAACUGGCACGAGAAAAAAAAUUCGCCUUAAUGAAUGAAAACCAACUCUCCUAUUCACUUUGAAUUUGACAACUGAUAUUGAGCGCAAACACCACCUAGAUAAUCUAAGGCUAACGAAAAUACAAUCAAGUAAACUCUCCGUUCUGUCAAACGUCAUACUGAAGUAUAACAUACAGACAUCACGAACUCGCCAUAGGUUCUUUAGAUGGCGCUUCGGUCAACUGAGUUCCAACCAAAUACAUGUAUCAGUAUACGAAGCAUUCCACUGUUGAUGAAAACCGACAAUUUUCUUAACACACACACAGUUUGCCUUCACCGCCGUUUUCCUUAUUCACAGCUCACUUUUGAGUUUUUGAGCAUGAAGAAAAAAGGUCAACGUAUUUUUUUAGCGUAAAUUCGUAUAGUAUUUGAAACGAGCACAAUUAUUGAAGCAAUUGAUUCUGCUACGAGUUGUAGCCCUAAGAAAACUGUUGCGCAAAGGCGUGGGUAGCACACAAAACACAGACACACAUUCAUCAUUCGAUCACGUUUUGCAGCUGGAAAUUGGGAACGUAUAACAAAGGCACACAUACAAAUGGAGAGUGAAGGAAAGAGCGAGAAAUAAAGAAUGAACAUGUACAGGGGAAUAUGACAAUGAAAACAAUAUAUCGAACGAGCUUAGCUGAUAAGCGUACUGUUUGAGACGUGUUGGCGAGCAUACCAUAAUUCAGUCUGCUUGUGUCGUUUUGCAGGUAAACACGCCAAAUUCUUUACCUCUUUCGCGAUCCUCGUUCAUCCUUUGAACUUUUUUCGACAAAGUUUUCAACAUUCGAAAUACCAUCCCACACCUUGACAAAAGAAAUACCUGGAUCAAUCAGCAGCGUUCAUCGCAAGAUUUUAAGGGCGAUUCAAAUCCAAAAAAAAAAUAGAAACAUUUUUUGGAAAUAAAAAACGAUACAUUUUUUUAAAAGUUUCACAAGUUUUGUAUUGCGAGUUAUAUGUUUCUUUGGUGAAUUCACAUAAUCAAAUAUCAUCGAAUCACAUUUCUGCGUAGAUAUUUCGUCUAAUUAUUCUGUUGUCAACUGAAGAAAUAACUGCCAUAUUUUUUUUGCAUUCAACGCGUACAAGUAUCGAUAUGCUCAAACAAUAAAAUUCCUAUUAUUUUGUACAAAUAAAACGAAACUCGAGAAGGAAAACGAAGGAAAAAAAAACAGUAGCAGCCAUGAUGCAUAUGGGGAAUGAGUGGUAUUGGAAUUUGAACUUGCAUCGCAACCAAUCGGCGCUGAAUAAUUCGAUGGUUAUAAAUAGUACAAAGUUGCCGAUAUCAUCGACAAUGUAUACAAGUGCCGUGCUAACUGAUCGAGGUAUUUGUGUUGGAAUGCGUAAUGUGAAUUUAAAGGGUGUAACUCAAUCGUAUUCGGCGAAAAUGCAAAGCAUUCCAAAUUGCUGUAGCAAUUCAAAUGUGGUUGGCCAACGAAAUAACCAAACAUGGACAGCUGCCUACGAUCAAAUGCGCUUUUCUGCCCUAACUGAUCCAUCGAUGGCAACGCAAAUCGAAUGCCAACACUUUGCCGAUCAUUCAUAUCCACCAAUUAGUGAUAAAUGGAGAGAACAAGUGAUACUCCCUGUGGAGCAGGAGGAGGAGGAGGAGAAGAAGGAGGAGGAGGAAACAGUGAACGAAGAACCGCAUACAUCAUCCAUAAGUGCUGAGUUCAAUCCAUCCAUAAGUGCUGAGUUCAAUCCGUUUCAUUUGUUCGGCGAUAAAUCGGUAUUGUCCGCCAUCAAUGUGAAAAAUAGGCUAAGCCCAGAGUUGUUGCAAUCAUACUUGGCCGCAAACGUUAGAGAACAUUCAAAUAGUGAAAUGCCACCACUCGAACAUGUUCCAUAUAUGGAUUACCGUUAUUUAAUCGAAAACGAUGCAAUUUACAACCACAUUGGAUAUCCUGGUUUACUUCAUGCUACGACCAAACCUACAUUGUCUCCAUCGAAUUCACCGAUAUCACAUUUGCCGAGAAGCAGCAGCAGGCUGAAGGCCGCAAUAACGACUCCUCGAAGGAGAAUGCAUACAUACGCUUCUCGUUUAAAUCACGUGGUCACACCGAAAAAGAAAUGGUUACGAAAUUACAUGCAAAAAGAGCCAAUUUCACAGCAACUCGAUGACAUCAAUGCUGAACAUGCGAAUAUAUUAUCUAAUUCAACUGAAAGCAUUCUACCACGAAAAUAUGAUCGAUUUCACAUGUUGCAUCAACCGCAUCCGAUGUUGAUGCAACCAGAUCAUUUACCAUUGUCAUACAAUAUGCCAAUGUCACCACACGAAAAUCCGUUGGUCAAAUCAAAAUCAUUGUCACCACUCGAAUCAAAAGCACAGAAAAGACCAAAAGCAAAUUACUUUGUUAACGAUGCAAUGUAUUUGGCGCGUAGCCGUAGCACAUCUUUAACACUAAAACCAAUUACAACAAUCAACAAUCAUGUAAUGCAAACAGGUGAAGACUCAUCGCAGUCGAGCUUAAAUUUGAGCGCAUCGAGCGGCUACUUAAGCGGCAGCAGCAGCGCUAACUCCAGCAAUUUGAACCUGAGCGGACGCUCAUCUUCAUCAUCCAUGAAUGGAACAACACACCAUAUAACAAAUGGUGUGCUGACAAUUCAUUCAAAUGGAAGCCAUGUGAAUGGGGAUAACAAUCACGUGUUUUAUGAAAAGUCGCCGAUAAUUAAUGGUUACGUGGACAAACGUAACGGCAACAGCUCGAAUGGGACGCACCAUUUGCAACAAUCACCACCGCAAGCUGUACAACAGCAAACUCCCACGACACAUGCAACAAAUAGUAGGCGCCGUACAAUUAGUUCAAAUAGCAAUGGUGGUACACAACGUAGCGCAUCCAUUCAUAGGGCCGGUACACGUGAAGUACACAACAAAUUGGAGAAAAAUCGGCGAGCUCACCUCAAAGAAUGUUUCGAACAAUUGAAGCGCCAACUCCCGCAGAUGCAAGAAGAGAAGAAAACAUCAAAUCUAUUGAUUCUGUCAAAUGCAAGCAAAUAUAUUUCGCAAUUGAAGCGAAAGGAAAAAGAGCACGAACAAGAGAGUCAACGUUUGGCCAAAGAGAAGAUCGACAAAGAGAAAAAGCUCGACAUGUUGCGCCAUCAGAUGUCCACCCGUUUCGAUAAUAUGCAUAGUACAAUUCAAUUGCCAGACAAUGAAGGAAGCAACGGCAUUCGGGAAAGAGUGCCAUCGGAGUCAUUGAGUGAGCAUUCUUUGCCGAGUCGUGUCAGAUAUGGUUCAACAAGCUCACUAUCAAGUGCUGCUACUGCAUCUUCACCAUGCGCAGCUGGUGUUCCUUUGCAGUCGGCAUCAUCAAUUUCGCCUGUGAUAACGACCAACAGUACAAUCCUAAAUGCAUCGUCGCCGUCACCGAAACGAGCACACUCCUCAAGCCCAAUAUCGGCGUCCGUAAACAUGCAUUCAGCCAUCACAGAUUCUCCAAAAAUCUUACCAAAUGGUCUCACUGCCAUUUCGAAUGGCUUAAAAGCGCACAAUACACCGAUUGCCAUCAAUUUAUCCACAUCUGAUGGCAUUUCACCGGCGCUACUGAAUGCAUCAAAUGCAGCUGCGGUAUUGCCAUUGAAUUUGAUUCACCAGCCAAUCACCAACGGUAUUGUAAAUGGUCAAACGAUUCGAACGGCCGUCGCAACAAAUGGAUUACAAAUCAUAAGCAACAAUACACCAAGUGUAGCAAACGGAAAGAAUGGCAUCCGCCAUCAAGACCACAAUUCCAAAGAACAACAAAUCAAGAAAACCGAAUCGAUUUCCACUUCCUCGGAACCACCGACAAAAGUAAUUAAGCUGAUUAAUGGUAAUGGUGGCAUAACAUUGGUCGAUAAAGACACCAAACUGGGACAAUUGACCCUGUCUCAGGUAGUGGUCAGUCAGAUGCUGGCGCCGACUCAAACACUGCGUGUUAUUGGGCCAGCACCAAAUGGCGUUGCCACCAUCGAGUUGAGCAAUUCAAACGCCAUUAAAGGACGUAAUGUCGUCCAAAAUCAGCAACAUUCUUUGCCGAACGGUACAAAUGGAGCUCAUUUGCACAAAUUGCUAGUGAGUGGUGCAUCGACGAACCUAACAACGCCAGUGAUUACGUCGACCUUUGGUAAUGGCACGAUGACAAAUGGUACAUCCGAACUGGCCCGUUUGCCGGGCGGAGCUGAGCUAAACAUACUGCCGCCAAACACAAAUGGCACCGCUCUAUACCGCAGCAACGGACAGUUAGCGAUUAUCAAAGGAGCUGAAUCAAAUCAAUCAAAUCGAGCAGUUCACAUGGUUACACCGUUACAGUCUACAACCACACCGAUCGUUAUAUCGUCACAGGGACAAACCAGCAAUAACUUAGCACACAUUAUUGCCAGCAAUCUUUCAUUUACAUAAGUUGUAAAUCAAAACAAACAAACAAACAAACAAAAAAAAGCGAGAGAAAAAGAAACCAACUGCAUGGAAAAUAUUGUAAAAUCACUCAACUAACGCAACACACACAAACACACACACACACACACAUACACAGUAAGAAUGAUGCAGAUGCAGAGUUAACUAGAGAUGAUUAUUGUCUCUAUGCAGAAACAGCUGUAUAUUGAAGAGAAAAUCCCGGCAAUUGAAAUGUUAUUUCGGUGCACGGAUAAUCGAUUUGAGAUAAUGUACAUAGAAAAAAAUGUGAACCUUGUGUUUUUUUGCAACAAAAUUGAAAUAUUCACACUUCAUGUAUGUGCAUAUAUAUUCAGGAAAGGAAAUGCUGUUUUCUUUCAAAUUUCUUGAUAUUUCUUUUAACACAGAGAAUAAGUAAGAAAGGGAAAAAAACAACAUAAUAAAAAAAAAUUGUAAACCAAUCUAAAAGUAUAUAUAUAUCUAAAUUACAUUAUUUAAACAAGAUAAAACAAAAAAAAAAUAAA